CCUGUCGGCGUCGGCAGGCCAGGCUCCCAACCACCCAAGAUUUGCCGUGUUUUGAUGUUCGUUUUACUAUACGAUUGAAUUGGAAUCGACAAGGUCGGAACCGAGUAUUGCUUGUAAGGGUUAAGUACGGAUAUUUGCUGUGAAACGGGAAACGUCGGCUGAUUUUACACACCCACACCAUCUUUUUCAUGUCCCGCGCUGAGAGAGAAUCGUUCUCAGGAGAGAAGCCAAGAUGCCACCUAACGUGAGGUUAUUUGGCCGUAAUAUUUGUCACCUUGAAUCAAUCAUUCCAAACGCAAGCAGACAGCCAAACAGGCCUGCGCGCUUCUACUCGGCCAUGUCGCGUCCCAACUUUGCACCUGGAUCUGACGUCGCGGCUCUUGACGCCGCUCUCACCCCUUUGUUGGCCCCUGGCCGCUGGCAGUUGACCCCAGACGGCGAAGGAUUAGAGCGAACCUUCAAGUUUAAGACUUUUGCCAAGACUUGGGACUUCAUGACAGCAGUCUCGCUCCAAUGCAAAAUCAAGAAUCACCAUCCCGAGUGGUCAAAUGUAUACAACACAACUUUCAUCCGUUGGACGACGCACAGUCCUAAGGGACUGUCGGCCAAAGAUGUUGACUUGGCCGCCGUAUGUGAUUCGUUGGCAACCGCCUUUGGAGAGGUCAAGCAAAACCCAGACGAGGAGAAUGCAAAGUGUAAGAUGCGGGACCUGACAUCAACAGUCACAACGAAUUCUGGUGACUGCUGCGUACCAAAGCCGAGCAAGUAGUAUUACAGCUGCUUACUUUCAAAAACUACACACACUGUACUGUCGAGGCAUAUAAGAUAACUUGUUUCAAGUCAUAAUAUCAGUGUAUUAUUACAAAAACAUACUUUGCCGUGAGCAAUGCGCUUAAGACGCCACCCAAUAUGUACUGCUGAAAAUAACAAAUAACAAACCUCUCCGAGCACC
Messenger RNA from Pyricularia oryzae 70-15, 952 nucleotides. RefSeq lists its product as uncharacterized. The record is from RefSeq and is a predicted model, not a curated record. Bases 233 to 769 code for a protein of 178 amino acids. The transcript has 3 exons. Gene Ontology annotation, biological process: tetrahydrobiopterin biosynthetic process. NCBI's taxonomy places the organism in Eukaryota, Fungi, Ascomycota, Sordariomycetes, Magnaporthales, Pyriculariaceae. Gene Ontology annotation, molecular function: 4-alpha-hydroxytetrahydrobiopterin dehydratase activity.